UACUGCAUACAAAACAAUAUUAUUAAAGUGUCGUUGCUUGCGAAGCAUUAUUUUAAAUGUUGUGAUUAAUGCAAAUUAUUCAGUGAAGAAUGUGGUUUAAGAUUUUUCUAACUAUAAAUUGUAUCUCUAUUACAAUAUAUGCUAUAAUAUUUGAUAGAGAGUAUAUUCCCGAUGAAAAUGACGUGACAUUUCAUUUAUAUCACAGUAGUGACCUUUCGAUAUGUGAUCAACUAUUCGUAGAUGAUCCACAGUCAGUGGAUUUAUCUAGAUUCGAUCCAAACCUCCCGACAAAAUUUAUAAUCCACGGUUGGACGCAUGGAAGAGACGUUCCAUGGGUGGUCGAAAUGAGAGAAGCCAUGGCGAGUUUGAAUUUGUGGAAUGUAAUAGUGGUAGACUGGGCGCCACUCUCCCAUUCAAUCUACGAGGAAACUCGCGAGCAUACCCCCAUAGUCUCCAAUCAGUUGGCGAAGUUGCUUGAUAACCUUUCCAAAUACCAAGACGUUCCGAUGUCCUCGAUUCACUUGAUAGGUCACAGCAUGGGCGGUCAAAUAUCAGCGUCCGCAGCCUACAAGAUCAAAUAUCUGACGGACGAAACAAUCGGCAGGAUAACUGGAUUAGAUCCCGCGGCCCCGUUGUUCGAAUGGCCCGAACCGGAGAAUCUGGACGAACUUUUGGAUCCCUCAGACGCCACUUUCGUAGAUGUCAUUCACACAAAUGCGGGGCAUUUGGGAAUGAUCCGACCUGCUGGACAUGUCGACUACUAUCCCAAUGGGGGUGAUUGGCAACCCGGAUGUGGAUUUUGGAUUUGUUCGCACAUGAGGGCAGUGGAAUUUUGGACGGCCUCUAUUAGGAAUCCGUAUUUGUUUAAAGCGUUUCCGUACAAUUCUUGGGAUGAAUACUUGACUGAAGAUGGGAAUGGUUUGAAGGGAGUGCCGAUGGGAAUUGCCGCCGGUCCUGAAAUACCCUAUGGGGUGUAUUAUUUGAAGACCAACAAUGAGGAACAAGACUAUGUGUUUUCAAAAACCACUUUGUUUGAUAGUCGUGUAGACAAAAUAAAGAUUAACAAGUAAUUAAACAACAUUUUGAUCAUUUAUUGUUCUGUUAAAACCUCAGUCAUUUCCUUAUAAACCAUAUUAUUAAAAUAAUUGCGAAACAAUACAAACAUGUUUUAGAUGUUGACUGCAAGCCCGAAAGAAGCUGGUGCUCGCCGCAAGUUUAUCCUUCCGGAAGAGAAAUAUAGCUCUACGAACUUUUUAACUUUAUGGGACUUCGAGGGCGUUUUCAAGUAUUCACCUUUGUUUUACGGAUGGUACACGAACAGCGAUUCGAAAUUAAGAGGAUACAGAAUGCCUUUCGCAUAUUUCGUGACUGGCCUGUGUGUUUAUGCAUACAGUUUUUUUGCAACUUUAAGGAAGUAGGUUAAAAAUAAUAAUAAUAAUUAUACGAUGUUUAAUGUACAAGAAUAAGCAUACAUGAAUCAAGGGUAGUGAAAAUGAAUCGAAUACGGAUAUACAACAUUUAACACAUUUGUCCAGCUACAACCUGAGGAGAUAGCUGGCGGUCCAGUGGUAAAUGUGUAUAAUCCCGUAUUUUCGUUUUUUGCUUUUUUAUUAAAGUAAGUGUAUCCAAUAUUUUUACCUAUGCACGUUUUCACGCACAUAGAUUCCAAAUAUUUGGAUCUGAGGAGCUCUGUCCCUGAUUCUCCUCUUCUGCAAAUUUCGGAAUUCUUUGCAGCUGGUAAGCCCAUGGCCUAAUUGUCUUCAUAUCACUACAUGCUGACUGCCCUGAUUUUUUACCACAGUGGGGACAUGGUGUCU
Messenger RNA from Aethina tumida (small hive beetle), 1817 nucleotides. Its product is annotated as pancreatic lipase-related protein 2-like. The transcript is spliced from 4 exons. The record is from RefSeq and is a predicted model, not a curated record. Gene Ontology annotation, biological process: lipid metabolic process. Bases 90 to 1070 code for a protein of 326 amino acids. Gene Ontology annotation, molecular function: lipase activity. NCBI's taxonomy places the organism in Eukaryota, Metazoa, Arthropoda, Insecta, Coleoptera, Nitidulidae.